AAAUAACCAAAUGUCAAAUCUGUCAAUUUUAUGUUUUGAAAACGUUUUCGUGUGAUUUAACUCGUUUUGUUUUUUAACCAGUUUCGGUAAAAUAUUGUAAUGGCGGGAGUGCUAUUCGAGGAUAUUUUUAACGUUAAAGAUAUCGAUCCAGAAGGAAAAAAGUUUGACAGAGUCAGCAGGCUACACUGCGAAAGUGAAUCAUUCAAAAUGGACUUGAUAUUGGAUAUAAAUUCUUGGCUAUACCCAAUGGAAUUAGGUGACAAAUUUCGUCUGGUACUAGCUACUACGUUGAGGGAAGAUGGCUACCCUGACGGGGGGGAUUGGAAUCCCCAGGGCCUGGAAAGUGAAGGCUCCAGGGCUGACAGCUUCGAAUACGUCAUGUCCGGAAAGGUGUACAGAAUAGAAGGCGAUGAGGCGGCUAUGGAAUCAAGCAGCAGAUUAGCAGCGUAUGUUUCCUUUGGGGGAUUGCUGAUGAGGCUACAAGGGGACGCUAAUAAUUUACACAGUUUUGAAGUAGACCAACACAUGUAUCUACUAAUGAAGAAAAUAUUCAUGUAGAAUUUUAUUUUUGUAAUUAUUGUAAGAGAAAUAAAUUAAUAGGAAAAC
Brassicogethes aeneus is the source of this 606-nucleotide messenger RNA. The record is from the annotation of a GenBank genome assembly. NCBI's taxonomy places the organism in Eukaryota, Metazoa, Arthropoda, Insecta, Coleoptera, Nitidulidae.